This is a messenger RNA of Patella vulgata (common limpet), 8039 nucleotides long. RefSeq lists its product as uncharacterized. Bases 5660 to 6598 code for a protein of 312 amino acids. NCBI's taxonomy places the organism in Eukaryota, Metazoa, Mollusca, Gastropoda, Patellidae. The record is from RefSeq and is a predicted model, not a curated record. The transcript is spliced from 5 exons.
AGGCAUCUAUCUAUAUGUAUAUUUCUAAUAGUAAGAUGACCCAACUUAUCCACACUACAGAAACCCGACAACCUGUGGACAAUACAAAAACAUAGAUAGAGAUAAAUAAACAACACAUAUCAAAUCAGAUAAUGGAUCAGGAGACAUGUCAUAUCUUGUUAUAUAAUACAAGUAUACACUUUCAUAUCACUAUAAAUAAGUAUAAAUAAACCUUACAUGUUAAAUUAGUUAUCCAUGACCAUAAUUGGUGAGAAAUGAAUAAGUAUAUCAAGGAGACCUUACGAACGAAAUGUAAAAAAAGACAUUCGAAAGGGAAAAAGUAAUGGCCAAGGAGAGACAACGAUCGAAAGGAACCACACAAAAUCCACUACACAGCCGUAACACAGGGACACCGGGAAGAUCGGACGCCCUCUCUAAAAAUGAAGUUAAAAAACUGAAGGAAUAUUUACAGAAAUUGUCGAGAACUAAAAAAGGGAGUUUCCCUAUGUCUAACACGCAAUUAGGAGAGACAAUCAAAAUAUAUCUUAACAGUAAAGAUAUUAAAGUGCCAAGUUUCAAGGACAACAAGCCAGGGUUGCGUUGGGUCCAAAAACAUCUUGGCAAUGAACCAGGUUUCCUUAAAACUAGACCUUACAAACGAGCAACCCGACAGUUCAGGAAUAAUGUAAAAGAGGACAUUCAAAAGGGAAAAAGUCAGAGAUCCGUGUCCAGUGAGAGAAAACGACCGAGAGGAACCAUACAAAAUUCACUACACAACCGUAACACAGGAAAACCAGGAAAACCGAACGCCCUCUCUGAAAAACAAUUUACAGAACUAAAGAUAUAUUUACAGAAAUUAUUGGAAAAUGACGAGGAGAGUUUCCCUAUGUCUAACUCACAAUUGGGAGAGACUAUUCAAAAAUAUCUUAACAGGAAACAUAUUAAAGUGCCACGAUUCAAGAACAACAAGCCGGGGGUGUACUGGAUCACAAAAUAUCUUAGCAAUGAACCAGGUCUGCUUGAAACUAGGGCCCAGAUUUCACAGAAAAUAUAAAGACCUUGUAAUCGACGAUUAUCUACUAACAUGUUAUGGAGUUAGACAUAUAGGACCUGCUAAUCUCGCUGAACGAAAUCACAGCUAUCUCCGUAAACUCCCCCCACCACAGCAAAGAUGUACUUAGCUCUUCCGAGCGCAUGAUGUCUGAGUGCAUAGGCGUAUAAUAAUUACCAGAUUGUGUCAAAGAAUAUAACAUAAGUAUGUGUUAUAGUGUAGUACCAUGGGUCUUCUGUCAGACUUGGAGAGCGGACGCGGGAAAACCGGUCGCCACAUCCUACGUAUGACCCAUGCAUCUUUUCUUACUACAUAUCUUAGUAGCAUUGUGAUCGUCUAGAAUUUGUCUCUAGCUGUCUUUGCUUCCCCUUCACGUUGUGUAUUUACUUCUUACUGUUUUCUUAGUUCAGACGUUUGUCUUACCAGGAAUAACAAUGCAACAGUUCGUUUUUACAUUUUAUAUAUCAUAGCCGGAUACAUGGAUACAAGCAUAGUAUAGAUUACAAUACUAAAGUCAUUCUCAAACACUAGCCAGUCAGACUCGCUGGGCGAGUUUGCUGAUAGAAACUGUUACAUCUUUUCCCUUCAAGAAUCUGUCUGUUGUCUGGCGAAUUCUCACAAGUAUGAUAGUUUUGUAGCUUUGGGUUUUGGACCUUCAAUUAUCUAAUUGGUCAAAUAUGAUGUAAACAAUCAAAGAGAUUGGUCAAUUUAGGCUAAUGACGUCGAAACCCACGAAAAAUGGAAAUAUACCGAAGAAGCUUCCCACAAGAUAUAUGUUAUCAACCUAGAAUUGAAUGUUUAGCAUAUUAUGACUCUUUAUUUCAUUCAUUCACUAAGUUGAUUUAAGUACACAUAUAUGUGAAUCUAAUAACUUGCCAAAGAUAUUAAUUAAUACAAUAUAAUGCCAUCAUUAAUUUCAAGAGCACAAAUUGUACAAAAGUGUUACAUUCGUCCCUUUCUUCAAGACGUUUUGCUCGGUAUUAGGUAAAAUAUCCCUUGAAUCCUUUACAAUAACUAUACCAACAUCUAAAUAUUCAUAAAUGUAGCAGAAAUCUCGAAAAUCGAUAUAUAUCUCACCUUCAUUAUGCGAAAUGAAAAGCUAGGAGACUAAAUUUCCAUGACUAAACACUAUAAUUAUUUAUUCAACAUGCACAUAUAUAUGAUUACUAUAUGAUUAACAUACAAGAGUACAUAUGAUCACAAUAUGCGUCAAUCUGUUCCAAGAAUUUAAGGGCCAAUCCCGAUAAUAUUUUGGAGAAUAAAACUGCUUAAUUUUGUGUUAAAACCCUUUAAUAUCCCUAAGGGCCGAGCAACUAAUUCAAUCAGUCUUCAUCUGGAAAUAGAGACCGGUGUCCCAAGCUGUAUUAUGCGGUGUCUGGAUAAAACCAGACUUUUAUUUUAUAAAAACAAUGUGUUGGCGGAAUUUACCUCUCGUUAUCCAGUCCGGCACAUGGGUCAUUCACUGUAUAGACCUCUAAAGGAACGGCGAUAUAUUAUCAGGUCACCCAACGAAAAAAUUGACCAGAAAUCUUAAAAGGGUUACGUGUCCAGAUAAGCAUUUUUGACGUUCACGUUCAAACAACUCAAUAUUUUGAGCUGAAAUUUUGAGGCAGGGUAAAUACACCAUUCCUCUAUAUUUUGGCACUUAAAAUUCAUACAAACUCGGACUUUUGUUUUUGAGACUCUGUUCAAAUCGGGAUAGUCCCUUUAAGUAUCAAUGAAAACACAAAUAAACAAAAAUCCAAAAUCGCAUGCAAAAGCUCUCUAAAAGUUCAUCACUGUACUUCAAAGUCCUAUGAAAAUUCACUAAGCCUAAACACAUAAAAAAAAUUGCCUUUUUUAAAAUCUUCAUGUGUCCUAAUUUCAAAACACUAUAACACAUCACUUCUAAUUUAUAAAGUUCAUGUUUCACUUUAAAUUCUGUCUCAGGAAAUCUCAAUUUGGUAAACUGGUAAACCAUUUCUUCUUCUUGGAUUUCCAUUGGUCUGUUUCAGCUACCAUAGUGUCAAGUUGUAAACUUUUUUCUUUUUUUUUCUUCUAAGUAUCAUUGGUUUGAGACAAAAUACAAAUUUUAUCUGUCAAUCAAACAUGUCAUUGUCAUCAGAUCAAGAACUAACUAUAUGCCUAAUUGUAUUAUUAACUCUUACUUUUAAUUAAAAUUAAACUUUAUUUAAUUAUUAAUAAACUUUGAUGUGUCUCUUUAAUUAUAAAUCUUCAAACUAACUUUGACCCCCUGACCUUAUCUCAGUAAUGGACAAUUUUAUCAUUUCUGUUUAUGUUUUAGAAUUCCGCCAAAACAAUUAUAUUAUUAUUUUAUAUUUCACCUUCACAGUUAUGUGACCCUUUUGACCUAAUCAUUUAGUCAACUUCUGUUUUGACUACCAGUGUUACAUUAUCGAGAAUGUCAAUCAAAUAUGGCCAGUAUAUGAAUGACAUUACAUUUUAUCCUACAGUAGGAUGCUAAACCCCAUUUCAUCGAACAAUAAUAAUAAUAAUAAUUUAAUUUAUCUAUAACUAUGUCCCAAGUGAAUGAGUGCACUUUCAUCCACGGGAAAAUUAGUCUAUAGUUAUAUAAACAUGACAACCAGAAUAAACAUAGCUUUUAAUUACACAUACAGUUAACUAUAUCCUAUAUAUUAAUGCAUCACGUGACUUUCACACACGUCAAAUUUAGAACCGUUUGUUUAUAAUAACCAGACAUAAAAGUACAAUGUGAUAUCAUGUCAAAUUACAGAUUCCUAAUCACCCCUCGUGAACAAUUUAAAGCAAAAUUUAAUUAAUGUAUUCUGUGAUACAUUGCAUUCUGUACAUGUCUAGCCUCCAGAAGUUCCACCGGGUCUAUGUUACGAAUAGUGUUCGUUACCUAAUUUUACCAAUAGGCCUACCGUGAAAGAUUUGAGUAAAGAGUGAGUUUACACUCUCUUUAAUUAACAAUCUGAUUAAUAUACGGAUCUAUAUUUCGUUUCGUUAUUUUAUACUUUCGAUGAAGAUUUGACCAGUUGUUAGGGUGUGCCAUGCAUCCAAAAUUUUCCCUACUGAAAGUUGAACUCGACACGGCGAAUGCGCAUGCUUCAGUAGCUUGCCUCGAUGUGAUGUCUGGCUAGACACGCGCUGCGAUAACACUCAGCACAAGAGUCUAUGAGUCUAUAAAUAGCCAUCGCACAUGAAAUUUUCUACACAUCUAUCAACUAUUACAGCCGUAAAAAAUCUAUUGUUGACGAUUCUGAAUAGCAGUAAUAUUUAGCUUUUUGGUUAUUACAGCAGCUUUAGAAAUUACGUCCGUUUUAUUUUUUAAAUUGCUUUAUCAUUAACUAAUGUUAGGAGCGCCAUCUUUUGGUUUAGUACAAAUAAUAUCUCUGAAACACUCGGGUUAGGCAAGAACAUGAUACUAGCAGUAGUUUCAUUUUACUUUUAAAGUUGCCUAACGUGCGUGCGUUGAUCAUAUUAUUGGUAUAGUUGCAUUUCACAAGGAUAUAUAGUUUGGAAUUGGCUUCAAUCCGUUGCGAAGAAUAUUACAUGCACUGAAAAAAAACUUGUGUUGGAUCUCAACACAAGUGCUUGUGUGAAAAUUAUUCUACACAAGUUAUGUGUUGUUUUGCAUUGCAUUAACACAAACUUGUGUUCUUUUUAAUGCAUUAACACAAAUCUUGUGUUUUUUCCAUAUAAUUAACACAAGUAAUGUGUACCGUCAACAAAUAUUUUUUUUUUUUAAAUUUGAACUCCAUACAAAGUCUUAAUCCAGGGGUCCACAAGUAAGAGAAAAGUAUUUUUUACUCAGACAAUAUAGCCAGACAGACUUGAAUGCUAAUUGGUGUUAAGAUGUCUGUAGUUAAAAUAAAGUUGGGCCCAAUAAACUGGUAGAUCAAAGGCCUGUUGAGCGCUCAUGCCCGGUGUGAUUUUAACAAUUGACUCCAAAUGCGUUGACAAGAAAAUAAGUGAAUGUGAUUGGUUGAUAAAAUCAACGUACUAUAGGCUACAUUUUGUCUGCGAUAUCAUCUCGGUGGAAGCGGACAUUAAAUGAAGUGAUUUCACACAAUUAAUUUAACAUUUAACAACGUGCUGAAAUGAUUUUGGAGCAGUGAUAUGUUUGACAAAUGUAAGUUAAUGGUCAGAUAGAAUACAAGACCGCAGGUUUGUGAAUAUUUAUAUAAAAAAAAUAAUACCAUGUAUGUAAUUUAGCAUCGAUAUUGUUUCUCUGUAUAAUAUUAGUAUUUCGUUUCCUUAAAAAAAACUCCAACAAUUUAAACCGGAAGUUCAUGUUUAUAAUAUGGCGCGGUCAGGAAAAAAAUUUCGGCGUGUUAUUAUCAAAUCUGUUCAAUUUUUCUGAAAUCAUGCUUAAUUAACAUUAAGUGUUCGGCGCUACGAUGUUGUUCAAAUACUUACAUUACAGAAUCACAUUAUGAUUAAUGCAGAAACGGCUCGACUUGAACCAGCAGGUAAGAAUCUGUUUUGAAAUUAUAUUUUGGGAGGUUGGAUUGGCGUUGGAGACCCGAUUGGCGGCCAUUUUGAUUCUUGUUUCAUGAUUUUUUUUAUAUUAUAACAAUUUUGCCAAGAGUAGACAUAAACGCGGGCACAGACUAGAAAAAAAUCUUUUUACACUUUUGUGUUAGUUGAAUUGUAAUCUAAUUUAUGUUUAAAAAAAACAACCUUAAAUCUAAUAAGCAGACGGAAGAUAUGGACGAACAACAAGAAGAAGUUAUGGAGGUCCCAACAACUGAACCUAUGGAAGUAGAAGAAUCGUUUACAGCCGAAACCCGAUACGAUGUGCCAGUUCCGGUCAUGGAGUCCUCCAUCUCAGACGAUGCCGACGUUAGUGUCUUCUGCGACGAAGAACCCGUAGUGGUGUAUACGCAGGUAGAAGCUGGUACCUCCCGUGGCAAGUCCAAGUUGUUUGACAACCAAGGGUUUAGUUAUACAAUUAAGACAGAGAAGAAAACUACGAUUUGGAGGUGUUCCAAAAGAAGCGGACCAACACGAUGUCCGGCAACAGUAAUCCAAGAUGGUGAUACAUACCAACCAGGCUUAAAGAACCAUCUUCACCCAGCAGAACCCGGUAUACAGACGGCUACCAAGAUAAAAGUUACAGCAAAGCAUGAAGCCAAAGGAAAUGUUUUUACCAAGUCAUGUUCCUCAAUAGCGGAGAGAGUUUUAUCCAGUGUCGGUUCUGCAGAAGAACCCAUUCAUAGCAGACCACCCAUGGCAGCACUUGUAAGGUCGCUACAAAGAACCCGACAGACUCUGCGACCAAAAGAUCCCACUGACGUGUCGUCAAGCCUUGACGAAGAUUUCAUCGAUCAUAGUGCACCGGGAUUUUAUCAAAAAAGAGUAAAAGUUGGGGAAAGGCGCCAUCACAUUUUUUGUACUGAUAGACAGAUGCAGCUACUCGCACGCGCAAAAACUUGGUAUAUGGAUGCAACUUUUCGGGUGGUGAACAAGCCAUGGUCUCAGCUGUUUUCCAUCCACGCCUUCAUUAAGACUGGAGAGACCACCCGACAGUUACCAUUGGUGUUUUGUGUAAUGUCGGGUAAAAGCCAAGACGACUAUUAUAAGUUAAAUAGCACUUACUGAUUGAAUUACUAUUAAUAGUAAAAAAGGACUAUUAUUUGGGACCUUGAAAUUGUCACAAAUGGGUCGCACUAACAGCGACAUUUGUUUAAGGCAUAUUUGUUUCAUCGGUGACACGUCUGGUGUCAUGUGAAUGCAACGACAACAGCCUGGUUGAUUGAUUUGUUGAUUGGAGUUCAGAUGUCUACAUUAAAAUCGACCACUUUCAGGUUGCCGUAUUCACGGCCAGGCAAGACCGACUUGAAAUUUCUAGAAAUUUUUCUGGGGGAGACAGGCCCCAACAAAUCCCCAGACGGUGCGUUUCACGACUUUGGCGCAAGACGGUGACCUUGAAGAGACGUGGAAAACCAUUUAAUAGACAUAGUAAAAGUCAUAUCUUACGAGAUUAUCGCUGGUCUUGUCAGAAAAUGCUAUUUUAUAUAUGACCAGUUUGUGUUUGAAAAAUUUAAAAAGAAAUUAUUUAUUCUCCCACCAUUAAAGCACACUAAUUACGAAAUAUCGCUCUCAGAAACUUCAUGGUUUCUUUUGCAAUUUGUUUGGGGUAAGACGUUAUAUAAAUAAUAUCAAUCUGUCCACCACAAAAAUUUAACAGAUACAAAUGCAUGUUAUUCCACAGGUAGACAGACAGGGCCUCCUUUGAAGGGACUCAGUGAAGGGAACGCGGUUGGUUUAGAGUUUGUCUGACCCCUUUGAAUAUUUGCGUCUCAUCUCCAAUGAAAACAAUCAUGUUGCUCUCAUGCUGUUCUCAACCAGAAUCAAACAUAUAUCGUACCCGAGAUUUGUUAGCAUGUUCCACACAACCCAACAUUUAUCGGCACCGGGAUUAAGGGUGUAUAUCUUUGUUUCUAACGCUUAUUGGGAAUACGCCACGGAAACUACAAUAAAAACUUAUUUACAAAAACAUUCUAAAGAGUGAAAACUGACAUAUUUCAAGCUUUACUGUAUUUAAAGAAAUAAUUUAAAUCAGCCGGCUGAAACCCCGUCUCCGCUAUUUGUUCAGUCAUUCUUUAGGUAUAGUGCCAGUUUCCACCGACAAUGAUAUUGCAAACAAGUGUCCAAUCUAUAAAAGCAUACAUUCCUACAAAAUGUUUCUUUAGUCAAGUGAAACAAUAAAUUCAUAACUAUGCGAGGGUGUGGUGAGUAAAUUCGUGGUAACAAGUCUGAAAAGGCUAAUGUGACAUAGAACAAGGUCACCUUGAUGUUGACAAAUACGUAAGACGAUAUGAACAUCAACUAAAAAGAUAUGUAAUGUGAUUCAGCUACAAGGUGAUAUAUGCAUAUAUGCAGCAUAGAUAAUUAAAACUUCUAUUCAAGUUAAACCAACUGUAUCUAUUUAUUUAAGUCUUACGUCGAGCUGAAUACAUUUUAUGAUUUAUUGUGAUUAACAGUGUGUAACUAAAAACUAAAAUUGGAUCUUAUUAUUGCCAAUGAUACAAUGUACAUG